AUUUUCCUCUACCUCAGUAUAAGAGAUCUGAUAGCUUGUAGCCAAGUUAGUCGCUCCUGGAUGUUGAUGACACAAGCAAGCUCAUUGUGGAAUGCUAUUGAUUUUUCCACAAUGAAAAGUAUGGCUAUCGAUAAAUAUGUAGUGUCUACUUUGCAAAGGUGGCGUCUAAAUGUGCUGCGUUUGAAUUUUCGUGGUUGUCUUCUCAAACCGAAAACUUUGAAAUCUGUCGGCCACUGUAGAAAUCUGCAAGAGUUGAACGUCUCUGACUGCCCAACACUCACGGAUGAAUCCAUGAGGCACAUAUCGGAGGGCUGCCCUGGGGUCCUAUAUCUCAAUCUGUCUAACACAGGUAUCACUAACAGGACGAUGCGACUUCUGCCAAGGAAUUUCCACAAUUUACAGAACCUUAGUUUGGCUUAUUGCAGAAAGUUCACAGACAAAGGUUUACAGUACCUGAAUUUAGGGAAAGGAUGCCACAAGCUCACCUAUCUGGACCUUUCUGGCUGUACCCAGAUUUCAGUCCAAGGCUUCAGGAACAUUGCGAACAGCUGCAGUGGAAUUAUGCAUCUGACCAUCAAUGAUAUGCCAACUCUGACAGACAAGUGUGUAAAAGCUUUAGUUGAGAAGUGCUCUCGUAUUACAUCAGUGGUUUUCAUCGGUGCACCACAUAUCUCAGAUCGUGCUUUCAAAGCUCUUUCCACUUGUAGCCUCAAAAAGAUCCGAUUUGAAGGAAAUAAAAGGAUUACUGAUAGUUGCUUCAAAUUUAUAGACAAACAUUAUCCAAAUAUCCGUCACAUUUACAUGGUUGACUGCAAAGGAUUAACAGAUGGCAGCCUCAGAUCUCUGUCAGUUUUGAAGCAACUGACUGUGUUAAAUUUGGCAAAUUGUGUAAGAAUUGGUGAUGUAGGAGUCAAGCAAAUGCUUGAUGGUCCUGUGAGUACAAAGAUAAGAGAGCUAAAUUUAAGCAACUGUAUCCACCUGGGUGAUGCUUCCAUUGUGAGACUAUCAGAGCGGUGCCCUAAUUUAAACUACUUGAAUUUACGAAACUGUGAACAUUUGACUGACCUAGGAGUUGAGCAUAUUGUAAACAUCUUUUCCUUGGUAUCUGUAGAUCUCUCUGGAACAGUCAUCUCUAAUGAGGGUUUGAUGAUACUUUCCAGACAUAAAAAAUUAAAGGAACUUUCUCUAUCCGAGUGUUAUAAAAUCACUGAUGUGGGAAUUCAGGCAUUCUGCAAAGGCUCACUUAUCUUGGAACACUUGGAUGUCUCUUAUUGUCCCCAGCUGUCAGACGAGAUUAUCAAAGCACUAGCCAUUUACUGCAUUAGCCUCACAUCUCUCAGCAUUGCUGGAUGUCCAAAGAUUACUGACUCGGCGAUGGAAUUGUUAUCGGCAAAAUGCCACUACCUGCAUAUUUUGGAUAUCUCUGGUUGUAUCCUGCUUACUGACCAAAUCCUUGAGAACCUUGAGAGAGGCUGCAAUCAACUCCGGAUCCUCAGGAUGAGAUACUGCAGACAUAUUUCCAUGGAGGCAGCUGUCAGAAUGUCAUCUUUAGUUCAGCACCAAGAAUACAGCCUUGAGGAUCCUCCGCAUUGGUUUGGCUAUGAUUGUGAAGGCAAGCCUCUCACAGAACACUACAAAACGACAACACUUAAAGAUGAUUUAGACUUGACAUUCAAAGACUCACUGUACAGUAGUGAAGAGGAAACAGCAUAACCUUCAGCCUCAAGCAGAAAGAGCAAAAAAUCUAGAACUUGGCAACUUUUCUUCACUUGAUACAAAUAUUUUACUAGCUGGAUUACAUAUGUACCUAAAUACAUCAUUAGCUUUUCCAUCUAAAUAAUCAUGAUUUAAACAAACAAACAAAAAAAGUCAAAACAAGUACUCUUACUAUGUAAAAUUUCCACCUAAUUCUAACUUAACCAAACCAGUAGUUUUGAUGAGAUUAUUAGAUCUAAGGUUACAGUUAUAUGAAACAACCCUGAGAGGUGUGACUUUUUUGACAAGGAAUUUAGGGGCUUGUUUUUAGAAAUGAAAAGAAAGCAGAGAUGACCGUGUAAGUCAAAGUAAGAGUUUGAGCCAGGACAGUGACUUUAAGAUCUGCGAGGCUUUCUUGUAAAGGACAUAUAUAGUUUUAAAGAAAACAUGGCUUUAUCAUUUCCAGACAUUUGACAACAAAAGGAAACUAAUGCCAAUUAACCCUGGACUCAUCUCAACAGUGGACAUAGUCAGGGACAAAUGCAAUAAAAACAAGAACUAUCUGUGAAUAAAAAGGAUGUCCCUACAGUGUCUCAGAAAGAUCUCUUUUUAAUCAAAUUUAUACCUGUGGAGGAAUUUUUAAACUAUGCUAUGCCAAAAAGAUGAUUUCCCAAUUUCAUGCUAAUAAAACCAAAAACCAAACCCACGGCC
Molecule: messenger RNA, 2406 nt
Organism: Trichechus manatus latirostris (Florida manatee)
Lineage: Eukaryota; Metazoa; Chordata; Mammalia; Sirenia; Trichechidae
Product: F-box/LRR-repeat protein 13-like
Exons: 14
Cellular component (GO): cytoplasm
Molecular function (GO): protein binding
Source: RefSeq, a predicted model, not a curated record